AUGCCAUCUCCAUUGUCGACCAAGAGCGAGAAAACCCAAGAGCGGAGAGUUUCUGAAUCACCGAUAGUUCACAAGGAAGUUGAGGCAACGAACAUGGUACCUCUAAGGAGAUCUACCCGUCAGCGCCGACCACCUGAUCGUUACCAGGACUUUAAUUUAGAUGAGCUUGAGAUCGAGGACGCUCUCACUUAA
Molecule: messenger RNA, 192 nt
Organism: Paramuricea clavata
Lineage: Eukaryota; Metazoa; Cnidaria; Anthozoa; Malacalcyonacea; Plexauridae
Source: the annotation of a GenBank genome assembly